AUGCUAUUUGUUCGAUCGCCAAGUAUUAUAUUUGCAUUUACAUGCUCAAUUGUAUCAAUUUCUUUAACAAUUCUAUCGUUUGAUAUUGUUCAUACUCAUCCUCAACAACAAAGUCAACUUCUAAUAAUAUUACCACCAUUGAAUAUAAUAUUUUUAUUUCUAUCUGCGCUAAUAUGGACUGAACGUCAUUUUCGUUUAACCUAUGUGCCAACUAUAUGUUUAUUUAUUUUAUUAACAUCAUCAUUAGCAUUAACAAUAAUAUCAUAUUUAUUAUUAUCAACAUCUAUAAUAUUCUAUUUGAAUUUUAUUUUUUAUUUAUUCUUUAGUAUUUUAUUAAGCUUUAUAAUUCUAACAAUUAUUAUAUCAUUUUUUUGUAGUUUAUUAACAAUGUAUCGUUAUCAGAAUAUGCCACCCGUCGAACAGCAAAAUAACCAACUACUAAAUAAUGAUGUCAUUUGUCAGUUCGAUAAAUUUACAUUAAAAUCAAAUGAAAAAGAAUUUUUUUUAUUUGUAUCAAAAUUACCAUUUGACUCCAUGACUUAUGAUAUGAAUAUUAUUACAAAUAAUUUAAAUCGAAUAGAAGUUGAUACAAUAUUAAUAUUAAAUGAAAUGAAUAAAUCUUCAAACAUGAAUAUGACAAAUGAUAAUCAUUUAAAUAUAUAUUCGUAUUCCAUGCAAAUGACACAAGCAAAUAUUGAACAUAUUAUAUAUCCAAUAAAUUCUCGGUACAUACCUAAAUCAAUCAGUGAUUAUAUGCAAUUUUUAUAUGCGAUUAUAUUAAAUUUCAAUCAGUUUAAUCGUAAUCGUUUAUUUAUUCAUUGUGCCGGCGAUAUGGGAAGAAUUGGUAUGACAAUUGUUUGUUUUGAACUUCUCUAUGAACUCAUUAUGGAUGAGAAUCAACAACAAAGUAAACAAAACCUUAUUGAACGUGUUUGUCAUUAUCCUUUAUUACUUGAUCAUUGUUGUCGAGUAUGCAAAGCGAUUUCAAAUGUAAGAAAAAUAAGACCGAGAGGCAUCAAUAAUCCAUUACAAAUUUUAUAUGUACAUGAAUUUUAUGCUCGUUUAAAAACUGCAUCAUACAUGCAACAGAUCAAACAUAUAGCUAAUCAAAAAUUUACAAUGAGCAAUUUUGAAGAAAUUCAGUGA
This is a messenger RNA of Rotaria socialis, 1146 nucleotides long. The record is from the annotation of a GenBank genome assembly. Lineage: Eukaryota; Metazoa; Rotifera; Eurotatoria; Philodinida; Philodinidae.